CAUUGCAGUACCCCAAAGGAAGGGGAGGGGGGGGAGAGAGAUCGCCCUCAGUUGCAGGUAAUGAAACCAGUCGGUUGCCGACAGACAAACGUUGCCAUAUCAAAGGCGAAGCAGGGUGACGUCAAAAGCGUUGAAACAAGGGAAGUAGAUCUGGUGUCGUGAAUUUCGAACUGAUCAUUCGAAAUCCCCGCCAUUUAACUUCACAAGUGUUGCGUUAAAUUGGGGCAAGACUGAGGGAUCUCGCGGGCGAUUCAUUGAACAGAAAGCUGUCCAAUACAAUACAGUUUAAGACGCAAUUCCUAAAUGCAUGGCGGGGAAGGAGCGCGUCUUAUAGUAAAGAAGACGUCAUGAAUUUUCAUUAAUAAAUCUAAUUUGCUAAUCACUAGUACGAGAUAAAUUAUCUAUGUAGAGAUUUGGAGCCAAGGACUCCGUAGCCAUUCAAGAAUUUGCAGAUUACGGCCUUCAGCCAGAACUUUAAGUCAAUUCCUUGAUCUUAAAUGAUAACGUAACUGUCAUAUUUCACAUUCAAGAGUAAAAUAGAUUUAGUGAUAUCUGUAAUGUCGAAAUAAACGAUGAUUCCCGCCUGAAUUACAAGGAUUCUGUAGUUCACGCGGGAAAGCGUAAGUUUCUUUUGAAGAAGGGCGAAGCAACGCUUCAUUCCUGCCCAGACCCUGAACCAUGUAAGUACCGUGAAAUUUGUGUGUCUCUCAAUUCUCCGACUCCCAGCCAUCGCCAUGCUAGGUCGAAUUCCGUCGUAACAGUAAGUUAACUUUAUCCACGUAUAUAUGUGCCAUCCCUGCGAUGAGGGACUCGAUUUAUGCAGCAAAUGAAAGCUGCCAGUGCAAGAAUGUUAUUUGUUUGUGAUAUUGAGUCAAUGGGUCUCGUAUUGUGCAGAUUUUUCGUCCAGUUGUGGACUUAGUGCUUUACAAGCACGUGACAUCAAAGACCCUAUGUGCUACCAAAUAAAAAGGCCAUGAGAAUUUUCAGGUUAUUUGAAUUAAAUUGGUGAGUGCAGUAAGAAACUGCGUGUACUGUGGAAUUCUGCUAGGAACUUUAGUUUCGGUGUACUGUUAAUGUAUUUAAAUGUUUAUUUUUCGUAAUAAAACUGUUUUGUUGACCAAAUUUUAUUGUAUCUCACCCUAAGAGUUUUAGAGUGCGCGCCUCUUCAAGGCCUUGUCAUCGGCCCAGAACAUCCGGGCACGAAUCAUAAAAAAAAAUUAUAAUAAAAAGUCGAAGAAAAUCCCGACAUUUGGUCCUUCGAGAACCGGAUGACAAGUGCGCUCUAGAGCUUGAAGGGAAAUUUCAAUAAAGUAUGGUCUAUAGGGUAGCCCUGAUAGGACACAGUCAGCUCCCACCGAAUCUGCCACAGUGUUCAGAUAACCAGAUUGAGAUCUAUAGAAGGCCAGGAGGUCUGGUCAGUCAAUUUUUAGAUAGUAGUCUAUCAUUCUGGCAGAGACGGUAUGAGUUGGUCGUGUUGUAUGUAGGAGGAAACGACCUAGCAAUCGAUCACCCCAAAACCGUUUGGGAUAAUUUACGUACUCUUAUUGAACGCUUGAGGAAAAUUUGUGAAAUAAUUGCUAUCUGCGACGCAGAGAUCAGAGAGUAUCUCCCUGAUAAUCGUUUUGCUAUAAAUUCCGUUGAAUAUGUCAAAAAAGUAAAGAACUUUAAUGCGAGAAUCUCCAAAUACUGCUACAAAAGAAGUCGGUACGGAGUCCGACACUUGCCUAUGAACUCUCGUGCCUACCGCGAAGGCAAACAAAGGCUCGGAGUCCAUUUUGAUUCAGAAAUCCAUAACGCAUUCCUCAAUCGCUUAAUGAGAUUAAUCAGGAGAGAGAGAGACAGACAAAAUAACUAGGCUCAGCUUGUUCCGAUGUGCAAUUAGCCCCAUGUGUCACUAGUCCUUGUACCCCGUCUUCCUAACGUAAGAAAAAUCCUCAUUUCCUAGUCUGCAUAAACCCCCCCUAAGAAGUAGAGUAAAUAAUACAAAAUGGCAGUGGCUAUGAUUGUUCACUUCGAGGCCUCGCUGAGUCUCACCGCGGACUUACUCGCCGAAUCACAGCGUGCGUUAGUAGAAACGUAUUCUGAGAGCUUGUACCAAAAUUUGGUCAUGCAGUUGAGACAAGAAAAAGGUCAGCUUCGAGAGCUGUACAAACGUCAAGUCGUAAAGUUAGAAUCUAACUUAGAUGCCAGAAUCAGGCAAACCUUAGCAGAAGCUGUGCGAGCUUCUACCCUUUUGUUGAAUCGAAUCGAUAAACUGAAAGUCACUCAGACAGGGAAUGUUUCCCUCCCCAAAUUGAAACCGCUGCCUCUCCCCACUUUUGAAGGGGAAGUGCAGGAAUAUGCUUCUUACAGAGAAUUGUUCACGAUCCACGUGGAUCGAAGGGCAGAUUUGGACGACGUGUCCAAAUUUACUUACUUGUUAGGGACUCUGGGCAGGGAUCCGCUUAGGAUCGUUAAAUCCCUAAGUGUAACCGCCGCGAAUUACCAGGUAGCGUUAGAUCUCUUGGAUAAGCAAUAUGGUAAUGUACACCAAACGCUCGUGAUCUUGCAUCGAAAACUUGCCAACAUAUUCGUACCCUCGUUGAACCCCAUAGAGCUGAAGAAGUUCAGGUUUGAGUUAACAGUGAUCAUUGAGCAAAUCAAGAGGCUCAGUACUAAUGAUAUAGGCCAUGGCAUGGUCAUGAGCCUUAUCAAUCAGAAGUUGUCAGAAGGUAAGCUCUAUCGAAAGGUGGUCGAACACCUCAGAAAAUGUGACUAUAAUUUAGAAGAAUUUUUUGAAGCUAUAGACUUCAUAAUUCGCAUGUUGGAAGAUGACGCGUUACAGCGAGGCAAGAAAUUAGAAUCUGAUAAGAAAAACGAUGUUAGCGUUAGACCCAAAACGAAACCUAUGCAGAAUAAUUCUUGUCCCUAUUGCAAUGAACGGCACCCGACUCACGGAUGCCGCCGAGUAAGUGACGUGGCUGCCAGACACCGCAUUCUACUAAGGAAGGGCCUGUGUUUUAAUUGCCUUCAGUCAGGUCACCGUAGUGAUAGAUGCACUAACCCCAAUUCAUGUAAAAGUUGUGGAAAUAAUCAUAAUACUUCCAUUUGUGAUAAUAGCAGCUUUAGAAAAGCACAUUCAGUUCCCUUCACUUCGUCCCGAAGUAAUCCCAGUUUAGUAAGUAACAGUCAAGCUACAACCUCCCUCCCUGUAGUAAAUGCGACUACCAGACAGCACGAUAGAAACCCCCGUCUGCCCAAAGAGAAAGUAGAAUCACAACUGUGUAAGAGCGCUAAAGUAGCCCAAACGUCUAGUGUAGAUCUUCCCUGUACGAUUUUGCCAACGGCCAUGGCCGAGAUCCAUCACAAGCAGGGGAGUAAACGGGUUUGCUUGUUUUUGGACACUGGGAGUCAACGAAGUUUUAUCUCCGCUAAAGCAGUUAGGCCUGCCAGUGGUAGGCAAAGUGGCAUUAAACAUUGCUCCCUUUGGUUCAGCAGAAAUCAGUGGCCAGUAUGACGUAGUGAGUUGCCGGGUAGAGAUGGGUAAUAGAAUUGUUCGAAUGAAACUAGUUGUUCACGAGAACGUAGACGUCCCGAUUCAUAACGCAGGGAAGGGAGUCACGUUAGCAGAUCCUGACAGCAAGAGCGAUAAGUUACGAAACGUGCACAUUCUUGUGGGUGCAGACUAUUUUAAUUAUUUCAUUAUUGGAUUAGAAAAGAUAGAUGGGAUGAGUCUUUUUCUGACCCAUAAUGGCAUGUCGCCAUAUGGGAGAGUGCCACAGUGGCUAUUAGAAGGUCACAAGAUAGAUCAUGUGAGAACACUCAGGGUAUGUAGCGUCGCGAGCGAACCAAUUGCAUUUGAUGUUGAUGAAUGGUGGCGUUUAGAUACCUUAGGCAUCGCCCCAUCCGAGCAGUACACUGUCCGCGAAGCAGAAGCCAUGCGAAAGGUUUCGCAGAGUGUAACGAAGAAGCCUGAAGGAUAUCAGGUUAGCUUGCCGUUCCGUUCAGAAGGUAGGCCAGGAACAAACUUUAGAAAUGCUGUAGCACAGCUGGAUUCGCUGCAAACCAAAUUUCAGAAAGACAAGGAAUACUAUAAUCAAUAUCAGGGAGUGAUCGACAAAUACCUGGAGGCAGGAUUUAUAUAUGAAGUAAAAGAUCCAAAAAUAGAAGGAUACUACGUGCCGCAUUUUGGCAUUAAAAAGGAUAGCCGCACGACCCCCCUUAGAAUCGUAUUCAACGCCUCAUCCAAAGUUAUGAAUAAUAAAUCCUUAAAUGAAUGCCUGUUACCUGGGCCUAAUUUAGUAGAGUUGGCCUAUAAUUUGCUUCUAAAGUUUCGAAUGAAUAAAUACGCCAUGCUUGCAGACAUAAGCAAAGCCUUUCAUAGAGUACUAUUAGAUCCCCAUGAUGCCAAAUAUACAAGAUUCCUGUGGCGAGAGGUAGCAGGUCGAGCGCUGACCUUCGCUUUCAGAGUCGUGGUGUUCGGCAUCACGGCUAGUCCCUUUUUGUUACAACAAGUGUUGAGUCAUCAUUUUAAGUUAGAAGG
Messenger RNA from Macrobrachium nipponense, 4522 nucleotides. RefSeq lists its product as uncharacterized. NCBI's taxonomy places the organism in Eukaryota, Metazoa, Arthropoda, Malacostraca, Decapoda, Palaemonidae. Gene Ontology annotation, molecular function: zinc ion binding; nucleic acid binding. The transcript has 2 exons. The coding region runs from base 1988 to 3496 and encodes 502 amino acids. The record is from RefSeq and is a predicted model, not a curated record.